Messenger RNA from Rhopalosiphum maidis (corn leaf aphid), 1221 nucleotides. Its product is annotated as transformer-2 protein homolog beta-like. NCBI's taxonomy places the organism in Eukaryota, Metazoa, Arthropoda, Insecta, Hemiptera, Aphididae. Gene Ontology annotation, molecular function: RNA binding. The transcript has 7 exons. The record is from RefSeq and is a predicted model, not a curated record. Bases 355 to 1137 code for a protein of 260 amino acids. Gene Ontology annotation, biological process: positive regulation of mRNA splicing, via spliceosome. Gene Ontology annotation, cellular component: spliceosomal complex.
AUGAUCCCCAAUAUCGGUGGUAGGAUGCUUAGGGAUUACAAGAUGGUAUUGCACACGUGUUGGCUGCACUGAUGCAAGAACACCGAUUCCAUGGUUACGUCACGAUAUAGCAGUAAUCCGAUCGUCAUACUAGCUGGUUCAUUCACUGUUUUCAGUGUCCGCGUCACUGGCAUGAUUCCAAUUUACUGUUCGUGUUUUUUUUUGCCAUUCAAUAUUUUUCACGGCAACAGCAACUGACGCACUUUCACGGUUGACAUUGUACAAGCAGCCUUAUCAGCGUUCUGCGGCAUCAUCGAUAUUCUUGUCUCAAGUCGGAGAUUUUUAGUGCUGGUGGACGUGAACUGAGCGUCGACAAUGGAUGUCCAAGAGAAGAGAAAUAAAGGUUCUAGAUCCCGCUCUAGAUCCCGAUCUUUUUCCAAACGAAACCGCAGCAGCUCACAGAGAGAUCGCAAGUCUUGUAGUCGAUCACCACUCAAUGAUUUUAAGUCACGUUCCAAAUCAUCGUAUCGAUCACGCAGCCGCAGUAGCUGCAAUUACAUGAGCCGAUCAACGUAUUCACGCUCCAGAUCAAGUUCGUAUUCUAGUAAUGGUCGCCGCAGUUUUCGCAGCCGCUCUCGAAUUAGAUCUUUGGACAAGAGUAAUAGAUGUCUAGGUAUAUUUGGUCUAGAUUGUAACACUAACGAACAUCAACUCCACAGAGUACUUAGUAAAUAUGGUACUAUUAAUAGCAUCAAUAUUGUUAUGGAUGCUAAAAGUGGAAAGUCUCGAGGUUUUGGUUUUGCGUACUUCAAAUACAUCGAUGAUGCAAGAAAGGCUAAAGAAAAAUGCUCAGGCAUGGUAAUUGAUGGCCAGAAAAUUCGAAUUGAUUUUUCGUUUAGUCGACGUAAUGAUAGUUUAACACAUGGCGUUUAUGUGGGCAGAAAUAUAAUGAAAAGAGGUAGUGUUGAUAGACAUUACCGCGGAGAACGUUAUGAUAAUAGAUAUAAUCAAGAUAACAAUGACGGCUAUGUGCAUGAAAGAUACAGAAAUGAAAAAAGAAGACAUGAAUGCAGAGAAAGCAGAUCAUCAUCAUUCAGAUACAAAUAUCUCCAUGUUAGGUCAAAAUCACGCUCUUCAUCACCCUGUCGUUAUGCAUAAAUUAACUGGAAUAUCAUCAACAAAAGAAUUUUUUAUGUAAGAAAUUAACAUACAUAAUUAUUAUUGCUCAAUUACUAUUUGGUU